UACCCAUGCGUCACCCGGGAGUGAUUAACCGGAAGAGACGUUAUGGCUCAUUUCUACUUCUAGAAGGUGAGGAAGAGGUUGUGGUGACAGCACAACUCCAGAUGGAGACGGAGUCUGAGACGCUCUUAGCUGCUAUGGCUGACACCUUAAAAGUGUCAGAGACCAGAGAAACCACCACAGACCCUGAGGAAGACUGUUUCUAUGACUGUGAGGACACAUUACGUGGAGAAGAUGGACACACUGACGUUAAACGCACAGAGAGGGAGCACAGAGACAUGCUGGAGUCAGAUGACAGGACAGAAAAUGAGAGACUAGAAAACAUGGAUGGCGCUGACCGGUUGUGUUUGGAUAACAUGUCAGAAGAGGAUUCUGAAGAGCACGAGGACAGUUCGGAUGAAAAGACACAUGACUCAUUAACAACAGACCUGGAUCCUGAGAAAGACAAUGAUGAGGAACAGGAGAAAUGGGAGAGGUUUGUGGAGAGCGAUGAGCAGAGAGAGGGCGACUCUGAUUCUGAAUUUAAAGAGGAGACGGUCAAGGUGAACGAGUUUGAUGAGGAAUACCUGCAGCAUGUAGAGGCUGAAGAGUCUUACACAGCUGCGCUGAAAGUGUGUCCUGUGUGCUACAGUAAAGAGAGAUCCAUACUCUUCUCUAAUCGAGCUGCUGCACGCCUGCAUCAGGAUAAAAAAGACAGCGCUAUCAGUGACUGCUCUAAAGCCAUAGAACUAAAUCCAAAUUAUGUCCGUGCCAUUCUGCGGAGAGCAGAACUCUACGAGAAGACAGACAAGCUUGAUGAAGCUCUAGAGGACUAUAAAAGUGUCUUAGAGAAAGACCCGGGCAUCCCUGCAGCUAGAGAGGCCUGUAUGGUGAGUGUUUCUACAUCAGCAUUUCGACUCAAAGGCCUCCACUGUCCAUAA
Messenger RNA from Sinocyclocheilus grahami, 917 nucleotides. Its product is annotated as tetratricopeptide repeat protein 1-like. The record is from RefSeq and is a predicted model, not a curated record. Bases 6 to 917 code for a protein of 303 amino acids. Gene Ontology annotation, molecular function: protein binding. The transcript is spliced from 5 exons. Lineage: Eukaryota; Metazoa; Chordata; Actinopteri; Cypriniformes; Cyprinidae.